GCAUGCGCAGACUGCUCUUUCCUUCAUCCGGGUAUUUUGCAGUCCGCUGUGUGGCUGAGGAGGCGGGAAAUGGCGACUAGUGGUGCAGUGAAUAAAACCUAAUUUAAUAACAACAAAACACAGGAAACCGGCUUUAAAUUAAAAAAGCCGGGGCCUGGGAUUGUUUCUGCGGCAGCUAUCAAGACCCAGCCAUCACCCAGGGGCUGGUUUACGGGCUUUAACAUCUUAGAUGUGACCGUAAAACAACAUGAAGCUGAGAAUGCGUGAGGCAUCUCAGCCGCCAAACCCGUCUCGCGUCCGUCGACGAGCCCGGAAACCCAAACGCAGACGCUCGCAGUGCUCGCUCGGAGGAAAGGGCCUUCUGAAGACCGUCAUCCAUCACGAUGCAGCGAAGGUGGAGCAGAAGAAGCAAGGCGGAGCCAAGAGGAGUCGCGUGACCUGUGACAUCAUCACCUCGUCCCCUCAAAGCGCCAGCGUCUGUAGGAAAAGCGUCGGACGCAGGAGCCGCGCCGUCAACCGGGAAACCAGGAACCAUGACGCAAGUAAACAGACCAAGAGCAGCGUGAAGCUGGAGGCUGGAGAUGCUUUGGAUAGUCCUCCUCGAACCACCGUGCUGGGAACCGUCUUCUCUCCGGUCUUCAACUACUUCUCCCCGGCCAACCGGACAGGUUUGGACCUGCCGGGUCAGGCCAUGGAGGCGGAGGAGAUCAUAAAGCAGCUGGACAUGGAGCAGGUGGAGGAGAUGCCGAUGGGCACCGCCACAUCAUCACCGGGGCCGUGUGUCCUGCCCUACCCCAGUGCCAUUUCCCCCUACCACAGCCACAUGGAGAGAGGGGACGAAGAUGAGGAAGAGGAUGUGGUCACUCAUGUUGAUCUGCCUCCUCUCACAGCUGCAGGAUAUCCUUCAGUCAGUGGGUAUGUGGAGGUUCCUGCCUGCGUCCCCGCCCCCUCGUGUGAGGAGGACUGGGAGGUGUUUGACCCGUAUUUCUUCAUCAAGCACGUACCUCCACUAACCGAAGAGCAGCUAACUCGUAAACCUGCACUGCCCUUAAAGACGCGCAGCACGCCCGAGUUCUCGCUCGUCAUAGACCUCGACGAAACUUUAGUUCAUUGCAGUCUGAACGAGCUGGAAGAUGCAGCACUGACAUUUCCCGUCCUUUUCCAAGAUGUUAUUUACCAGGUUUAUGUACGGUUGAGGCCGUUCUUUAGAGAAUUUCUUCAACGCAUGUCUCAAAUUUAUGAGAUCAUUCUUUUCACCGCCUCGAAGAAAGUUUACGCAGAUAAGUUGCUGAACAUUCUCGAUCCGAAGAAGCAGUUAGUUCGGCACAGGUUAUUCCGCGAACAUUGUGUCUGUGUCCAGGGAAACUACAUCAAAGAUCUGAAUAUUCUCGGCAGAGAUCUCUCGAAGACCAUCAUUAUCGACAACUCGCCACAAGCAUUCGCGUAUCAGCUGUCUAAUGGGAUCCCGAUCGAGAGCUGGUUCAUGGACAAGAACGACAGCGAACUUCUCAAGCUGGUGCCUUUUCUAGAAAAGCUGGUGGAGUUGAAUGAGGAUGUGCGACCGCACGUACGUGAGCGCUUUCGUCUGCACGACCUGCUGCCUCCUGACUGAAGCGCGAGUCUCAGGAUUUCUGCAGCCGAACACAAGUAAUAAAGCCUGAAAAGAACGACGGAAAACCAGCCUUUCUGUUUAAAAAAAAAAAAAAGAAAGAAAAAAAAAAGCUGCCUUUUUUAUUUCCUUCCUGCUGUUACAGUCCUAACAGGAGGGAAAAAGAAAGAAGGUUUGAUAGGAUUUCUAAACUCUGGUGCACAGAUGUGUAAAUGAGGCUGUUCCUUCUCCGAGUCUCAGCACUCGGAGUGUUGUUAGGUUUGGUUUUCUUUUGUUUUGCAUGUGCUCGGUCUGUCUUUUCAGUCGCUUCAUCCACUGAAGUGAACGUGCACAAUGUUAAGAAGAGGAAGAUCCCGUUUAUUUCCUUUGGCGCUCCAGUGGAACUCUUUAUUUUAAGGAAAAAAAAUGAUUACUUUUGAUUUUUAUUAUUCAGUUAUUCAUCUUAAAGCAUAUUAUCCAGUGAUUAUUAUGUAUUAUUCAGUAAUUACAGUGAAACCGAUAGGAAAAGUGUGUAGUUAGGAAUGUAAGUCUGGACCAGCCAAACGUUUAAGGGGGUUUAAUACACUCACCGGCCACUUUAAUAGGAACACCUGUACCCCUGCUCAAUCAUGGAGAUUGGGGGAAAUGAUAAUCAUUUUUAAAAAAAAAUGUAGCUUGCUCUUUUUUCCAAUCUUCACCUGUCCAGUCUGGGAGAGUCUCUAUUACUGUACGUAGUGUCAGAUUCCUGUUCUUAGCUGAUGCGUUGUGGUCUUCUGCUGUUGUAUCCCAUCCGCCUUGAGAUUCGAUGUGUUUUGAGAUGCUUUUCUGCUCAUCACGGUUGUAAAGAGUGGUUAUUUGAGUUACCGAAGCCUUACUGUCGGCUCAAACCAGUCCGGAUGUUCUCCUCUCAUCAACAAGAUGUUUCUGUCCGUGCUGCUCACUGAGACUGGUGUGUGUGUGUGUGUGUGUGUGUGUGUGUGUGUGUGUGUGUGUGUGUGUGUGUGUGUGAAAAUCCCAGGAGAUCAGCCAUAUCUGAAAUGACCCUACAACCGUCAGAGUCACUGAGAUCACAUUUCUUCCGGGUUUGACGUGAUUGGCUGAUUGGAGAAUUGCAGGAGUGAGCAGCUGUUCCUAUUAAAGUGGCCAGUGACAAUUAAAUAUUUUGCUACGUUUUCAUGGAGGAGGUUGCGAGAUGUUUUAUAAAAGUAUUUCAACAUCUGCACCUUCAAUACAUGUCAUUCAUACUAAAUUUACGAUUUCAAAGAACGCCACCCGAGGUCACUUUUUAUUAUUUUUUACCGUUUUAAGUUUUUAUCAAGUUUUUAUUAAUUUUUUGUAUUAGAUAUAUCUAUUUUUUUAAAAUCAGUGUUCAUGGUCCAUUAUGGUUUAGUAUUCAUUUGUAAAUAAGUGUUGUAAUGUAAUAUCGAGCGCUAAAGUAGCAUGAUGGUUCAUUUUUUUGUGCAAACUGAAAUCACCCACGUCGCAGUGGAGCGCGUGAGAAUGUGGGUCGUAACAACAACAACAUCGAUUAAAGUGAUCCAGUCAAGCAUUUUUUUAAAGAAGAAAAGCGAUUUGCCAAUAAAUCAAAUGACACUUUCACUUAACACGGUUAUGCAGAAUUAGUAAAAUGAGUAAAAAUGUCUAGAAAAUGGUUAAUAAUCUCAUAAUGAGGCUGAGAAAUAUUAGAUACUUUGAAGUUUUUCCUUACUAAGAUGUCGUUUUUGCAGUGUUGAUGUGCUAGGUUUUCUUUUAAAAGCACUUUUUGCUUUGCCAGCUUUCAUGGUCCAUGAAGCAUAUCCAAGGGGUCCGUGAUUUAAUAAAAAAAAAAAGAAAGAAAGAAAAUAAUUUUUUUACAGUGGUGGAAACCACAACUCAACAUUAUUAUCCAAGUUAUUUUUCCUGUAAAUAAUGUCAGCUGGAAUGUAAUGACAUUUUCAGUAUUUAAAAAAAAAAAACAACAAAAAAAAAAACAGGUUAUUUGGGUGAAAAGUUAAAAACAAUAAUGUGUUUAAUUUUUUUUUUUUUUAAACAGUUAAAGGACUGCAAAAAGUUUGAAAGCCCCGGUGAAAAGGAUGAUUUAAGGUGCUUGGACCCCUUUCCAUUUGCGAUUUGCUCCAGUUUUCCUUGUGGAGUUAUAUAUAUAUAUAUAAUUUCUGAUUUUUAAGGCACUUUAAAAUAUAUGUAUAGCAUGUUACACAAUUUUGAAAGGAGAUUUUGGGAAAAAAAAAAUUCUAAUUAAAAUUAAAUGCAAUACUGAACUUGUAUAAUUGAAAUUUUAACACAGUUAAGUCUAAAUUUAAUGCAAUAAUGAAAGCAGAAUUUCAGAUUUUGGCGCUGUAGUAGUUCAUUUGUAUCUAAUCUAAGGUUUGUAUGAAAUUUAACUACAUGAGCGUUUUGUCUGCAUCACUCAGUUGGACUGAGUUUAAUUUUAUUUUCUCCAUUUUAUUGAAAGCGUUUGCGCUGUUAAGAGCGUUAGACUGCGUAUCUGUGAGCUCUAAAGCUUUCAUAUUUCUGUAUAUGAAUAUUAAAGUUCCUAUUAAAGUAAAUUUCCUUUUUAAAUCCCCUAAAUCCAUCGUAGGAAAAAACAAGCUUCUGUAAAAUUUGUUGUUUAAAUUUGUAAUAAAUAAUUGCAAAGCAAUAUGGGAGGAGAAGUGAUCCCAAGGAUCCUACUCUAUUUAAAAAAAAAAAGAAGGAAAGAAAGAAAGUGUGUACUAUUCUUUCUCAUUGAAAGAGUUCACGAUCAGUUACAUAAAGUAUGCAAAUGGAUUUGCGUGUAUUUUAUUAAUGCGUUGUACAAAACAGCAGUCGUUGUUUUAUUUUUUAUUAUCCUGCCCUGCAUGUGGUGUUGUGUGAGAUUUUUGUCCUGAGUGCAAAAAUUCAGCUGUAAAUAUUUGUGAGACGUUUUCAGGCACAUAAUACAAGAGACUUAUUUUCCAUUUUUGUCAAAAAGCUGGAGUUGAAAUCGCUCGGCGACACGAACGUCCUUAACGUAAGGAAACUUUUUUUUUUUUUUUUUUCUGGUGUUUUUGAAUUCAAAAGAAAUGCCGUUCAUUUUAAAUGGAAAUGUAUUUGUUAUCUUUGUGUAUUUUUUUUUUUUCCUCUUUACUGUGUUACGUGUGUGUUUGUAUAUUUAGUUAACCCUCAACCUGAAUUCAUGGCUGUUUUUGUGGGAAAGACUUUAAUUAAAUUUUAACCAUGGCAGUUUUUCUGCAGAAACCAAA
This is a messenger RNA of Pangasianodon hypophthalmus (striped catfish), 4809 nucleotides long. RefSeq names its product CTD (carboxy-terminal domain, RNA polymerase II, polypeptide A) small phosphatase like 2b (gene ctdspl2b). NCBI's taxonomy places the organism in Eukaryota, Metazoa, Chordata, Actinopteri, Siluriformes, Pangasiidae. Gene Ontology annotation, molecular function: phosphoprotein phosphatase activity. The record is from RefSeq and is a predicted model, not a curated record. Bases 248 to 1612 code for a protein of 454 amino acids. The transcript has 13 exons.